AUGCCUAACGGACCACCCCCCGGCUAUGAUCAGGCGACGGCGGAACGCAAUACAGGCCCUCGAUCUGCUGGGCCGAUUCGCAAACCGGUGCAGCCACUCGAUCUGCCCAUCAUCAAGCACCUCAACACCAAGCGAGUGGUGCUCGCAUCAGCUUCACCUCGGCGCAAGGCCUUGCUCCAACAAAUUGGCUUAAACAACCUGGAGAUCACCCCCUCCACAAAGCCCGAGGACGUGGAUAAAGCAGUCUAUGGACCCUAUGAAUAUGUUGCUGAGACGGCUCGCCGAAAAUGUCUCGAUGUCUACACGACAUGUUUAGAGACGCACCUAAAGUCGAUACCGGACCCCGACGUCGUAAUUGCCGCCGACACAAUCAUCGCCACUCGAGACGGCCGCAUAUUAGAAAAGCCCCGGAGCGAGGCAGAACACAUCCGCAUGCUGAAGCAUAUGCGUGAUACAGAGAUGCAUCGUGUCUUGACGGCUGUAACGGUGCUGGCACCUCGGGAAGAUGCACAGCAUCCCGGCUACUGCAUUACCACUCACACAGAAGAGACAAAAGUGUACUUCUUCAGCGAAGCGAACGGCCUACCGGACGACGUUAUUGAAGCCUACGUAAAAACCCGCGAGGGUGCAGACAAAGCUGGAGGCUAUGCCAUCCAAGGGAUUGGCGGCAUGAUACUCGCUGAGAAGAUUGAGGGCAGUGUGGACAACGUGGUGGGAUUACCAGUCAGGCGAUGUUUAGCCAUGGCCGAAAAGGUCGUGUUUCAACAGGAUGCGGAUGAGUUUGACGAUGGUGCCACCGAUGAGGAUGAUUGA
Molecule: messenger RNA, 813 nt
Organism: Metarhizium brunneum ARSEF 3297
Lineage: Eukaryota; Fungi; Ascomycota; Sordariomycetes; Hypocreales; Clavicipitaceae
Molecular function (GO): nucleoside triphosphate diphosphatase activity
Source: RefSeq, a predicted model, not a curated record